Messenger RNA from Paramecium tetraurelia, 2922 nucleotides. RefSeq lists its product as uncharacterized. Gene Ontology annotation, molecular function: ATP binding; protein serine/threonine kinase activity. The record is from RefSeq and is a predicted model, not a curated record. Gene Ontology annotation, cellular component: cytoplasm. Gene Ontology annotation, biological process: peptidyl-threonine phosphorylation. The transcript is spliced from 6 exons. Lineage: Eukaryota; Ciliophora; Oligohymenophorea; Peniculida; Parameciidae.
AUGUAAGGCUCAAAUCAACAGUAUGGAUAGGACUAAUCAUUAUCUAAUCAAGCAUCAGACCAGAAUUAACAUAAUUAUAUUCCAUUCUAAUUUGCGGGGCAGGGACAAUUUUCAGGGUAACAAUAACAAUAUAUUGCAUAACCAUAACACUUACAAUAUUCUCAAUCAUACCAGUAAUAAAAUGGUUAAUAAUUCCAAAAUGGAACCCCAAAUCCAUAAGCUUAACCUCAAAUGAUAUCAAACCAAAAUCAAAUGUCAAACAUCUAGACUCAAUAAUUUAAUAUACCUCAAAUGAUGGCAAUUCCGGGUUAAUUUCCGUCGCCAUUCCCAUUUCCAAUUCACAAUCAGCCUUUAGCAAUACAAAAUAAUAAUAAUGACAAGAUUAAAUAAUUAUAGAAUAAAAUAAAAGAAAAAGAAUAAGAAAUUGAUAAAUUGAAUGAUGAUUUAUAUGAUCUUACUAGAGUUAAAAAUAAUGAAAUUAAAAAGCUAGAGAAUAAGAUUUUAAAUUUGAACAAUUAAAUAGAUGAAUUAUCAAGAGAGGAAUAAAAUAAAGAUAGAGAAAUUUUAAAGCUUAGAAAUGAAUUAGAUUAAGCCUUACAAAAAUUAAAAAACCUGGAAUAAGAUUUCAAAACUCAAAAAGAUGAUUUGACAAAUAAAAUUGAUGAAAUACAGGGUUUGUCGUUUAGUUAUAAAAAACUUGAAAAAUAACUUUAAAUUUUAACUUAAUAAGAUGAUUAGAAAAAGUUGUAGCAAUUGCUUGAUCAGCAAUAAGGACAAUCAGAAGAAGAAAAAAAAAGAUAUAAAUAAUUGAAUGAUUAGAAAAAAAAUAUUGAAGAGUAAAUGUCAUAAAAAGAUUAAACCAUAAGAGAAUUACAAGCAAAAAUAAAGGAAUUAGAAUAUCUAAAUUCAAAGGAACACUAGUAUUUUUUGGACUCACAAGCAGAAGUAGCUAAUUGGAAAAAAAAAUAAAUUAUGUUCGAUAAGCAACUCUAGGAAAAAGAUUAAUCAAUAGAUAAUAUAACUACAUAAUUAAGAGAAUAAAAAUAAAAGAACAAUGAUCUACAUGAUAAGUUGAAAGGAGAAGAAGAAAAUAUUAACUUAUUAAAAUAGCAGUUGAAAGACAUGGAAGCUUUAUUUAAUCAAUAUUAGUAGAAUGCCUCAAAUAAUAAAUCAAAUGAUCAAAAUAAAAAAUAAUUUGAAUAAUAAUUAAAAAAGUUAAAAGAUGAAGCGGAGUAUAACAUUAUAAAAAAUAAUGAAGAAGUGGAAAAAAAUAGAAAAUUAAAAGAAUUAUAAAUGGAAGAAAGUAAAAAAAAAAAAGCAAUGAUGGAUUAAAAAAGAAUGGAAGAUAAAAAAAAUGAAAACAGGAUGAUCAAAGAAAUAAUGAUGAAGAAAUAAUAAGGUUCUCUAGAAGAAUAUGGAAAAUUAGAUAUUUGCUAUGUCAUUGAUUGUACUAAAUCUAUGGAACCAUAUGUUGAGCAAGCAAGAAGCUGCGUUUAAGAAUCCUUAAAGGUGAUCAAAUAACAGACUAACAGAGAUACAAUUAUUUCUUCUGUUGCCUAUUAUGAUAUUGAAUAAAGACCAGCUAAAGGAUAUUAUUAAUUUGAAUUCUCAAACAAUAUCUAAGCCUUUUAAAAGUUUAUUUUAGAAGUUCCUAUAGAAGGAGGCCGAGAUAUACCAGAGGAUGUUAGAGGAGCUUUAGAAUAAAUGAUUACAAAACUCAAAUGGAAGAAUAAAUUUAAGAUAGCAAUAUUAAUUACUGAUUCUCCAUGUCAUGGAAGAAAAUAUCAUUAAUUCCCUGGUGAUUUUCAUCCUAAUGAUGACAUCACAGAAGUUCUUCAUCGUUUGAUAGAACAAUAAAUUAUAUUAAUAGGUUUUAACUUAAACGAUAAAACUAUUAAAAUGUAUGAUGAAUUUAAAAAAAUUUAUGAAGCUAAAAAUGCUUCAGACUUUUUUGUGUACGUUGAUGUUGCAGGGCUUAAAGUUGCUCAGUUAGCAGAAAAAAUGGCUGGAUCUUUAGGAAGUGCUUCAGUAGCUGCUACUUAAGUAAAGUCGUCAGGAACUAAAUCAAAAAAGCCAUCAUAAGAUAGACCAAAGAAUAAAGAUGGUGCUAUUGAGGCUUUAUGUAAGUAAGGAGACUUUUAAAAUUUUGAAAAAUAAACUAAGGUAGUUGAUACUGUGUUUACUGUUUUAAAUGUAAAAAUAAAUGAUUAGGUUUUUGCUGAUAAUCUAUCUACCAUAAAUAACAUUGGAAAAAAUCCAUAGAAAGAUUAUAUAAUCAAAGUAGAAGGAUAAUGGAAUUGUAUCAGAACUGAGUUUCCGUUUGCAUUUGGUAUGAUGAAAGAUGUCUUUUUAAUGAAAAAAAAGAAUGGAGGAUCAGAUGAAUUAUAUGUAAUAAAAACUCCUCUUGGCAGUAAACCAUAUCCAUCAUAACUUGAGGCUGUUCAAGAAUGCAGAUCUCACUUGAUAUGCUAAUAAUUAAUGAAAAAAUUUUAAACUGAUAUUGUUGAAGCUUUAGAAUAAUAGAAUAUUCAACGUAAUUAUCCUAAAGUAGUUUAUAGUGACUUUUUGAUUUUAGAGGAAAGCAAAGAUAAAUAUUGGAUUGCUGAAAGGUUUUUCAAAGGUGAAUUUGUAAAAUAUAACAAUAAUUAUGGUUUCAUUAACGAAGAUACUUCAGAAUUAAAUAAAUUUGCUCAAGCAUUCUCAUAUUAUACAUUCUUUGUUAGUAGAGGGUUAUAUAUGAUAAAUGAUGUUUAAGGAGUUGGAAUCUAUUUUACUGAUCCUGCUGUGAAUACAGCAACAGGUGAUUUUGAUGAUACUGAUUUAGGAUAAGAAGGAUAGGAUAUGUUUUUAGUAAAUUUCCAAUCCAAAUAAGAUUUGGCAUCCGAAAUUUUAAAUCUUUUAAAUUUAUUAAAACAAAAUUGA